Messenger RNA from Necator americanus (New World hookworm), 963 nucleotides. RefSeq lists its product as uncharacterized. Lineage: Eukaryota; Metazoa; Nematoda; Chromadorea; Rhabditida; Ancylostomatidae. The transcript is spliced from 3 exons. The record is from RefSeq and is a predicted model, not a curated record. The coding region runs from base 1 to 963 and encodes 320 amino acids.
AUGCUGGUCAGAGGAUUACGAGCCUGUGCUGAGCGUGCCUCGAAGCCGCGCACGACAAACUUGGAUCGAAUUUCGAAGACCACCAAAGAAUUGUUGGAAAGAAGAAGGGUUUUGAGGCUUGAUCCGAAUGCAUCGCACAUAGCGCAGCAGAAGAAGAUUCUGGAAGCAGCACAAAGAAGAACGAGUCUAAAGAAGUGCCGCAAGGAUCUCCGCGAAUAUAAUAUUCGGCUAGUAGCCUUGCUGAGCGAAGACGGGACUCGCACGUCUUCUCGUCGUGAGAUGGAAAUCAUUACGGAGAAGUUCUACUCAAACCUUUUCAGUUCACCAACUCCUGUGUCAAGCCCGAUCAUCCCCACUGAUGAAGCUCCACCACGGAUUCUCCCUUCGGGUGUACGAGUCGCUAUCAAGAGCAUGAAACCUGGCACAGCCCCCGGACUUGAUUUUAUAUCACCAGACUUUCUUUGGGCUGCUGGCCAUCCGCUCCAUGUAAUCUUAGCAGCGCACAUGACAUCCUACCUUCAGAAAGAAAGGAUCCCAGACCAGUGGAAGACCUUGCGAACGGUUCUUAUCCAUAAGAAAGUAUUCAUCCUCACGCCCAUAUCUAGGACGCUGGAUGAAGCCCAGCCUCAAGAACAAGCUGGAUUCCGCCAGGGGUUCAGCUGCUUGGACCACAUCCAGACCGUGUCGAGGGUCGUGGAGGUCUGCCGGGAAUACCGCCAGUCUCUUGUCCUAACCUUCGUCGACUAUGAGAAAGUCUUCGACAGCGUAGAAACGAAUGCAAUACUGUCAGCGCUGGUAGAUCAAGGUUUGGACGCUUCGUAUGUGAGGACAUUAGCCAAUUGCUACGAUCGAUGUACGACUAGGAUACAGCUUUUCCACCGCCCUCUCACCAUAUCCAUUGGAAAGGGGGUACAACAAGGCGAUACUAUAUCGCCGAAGCUGUUCACAACUGCAUUGCAAUAG